GAUUGGGCUCAAUUCUUCAAAUUAACUAAAAUGCCAAAGAAAUUUGAUCAUAAUCAUCUCCUCAUCCUUCUCUAUCUUCUCUCACGCUCAUUAGGUUCAGCAGCAGCAGAACCAAUUGGAAUCUGUUACGGCCGAGUAGCCAACAAUCUCCCGCCACCCUCCACCGUCCUCGAAAUCCUCCAAGACAACGGAAUCUCAUCCGUCCGCCUUUUCAACACCGACCCCGCCACCCUCAGCUCCUUCUCCGCCACCCCAACAAUCCACCUCACCAUCGGCGUCCCCAAUGAACUCCUCCCUGCCCUCGCCUCCUCCUCCGUCGCCACCACCCUUGACUGGCUCCAAUCAAACAUCCUCGCUCACAUCCCCGCAAACCAAAUCCGAUACAUCGCCGUUGGCAACGAGAUUUUCCUUAAAGACCCUUACUACACUCCCCACGUCCUUCCCGCCAUUCUCAAUCUUCAUCAAGCCCUCCAAACCCUAGGGCUUGACAAUUCCAUCAAGCUCUCUUCCCCACAAGCCGCCUCCGUCUUGUCCGCCUCAUACCCUCCCUCCUCAGCCUCAUUCGACCCCUCCGUCCAACCCUCGCUCCUCCCCCUCCUCCGCUUCCUCCGCGACACGAACUCUCCCUUCAUGGUCAACUCCUACCCCUACUUUAGCUACCUACGCAACAAGAACUACGUCUCUCUUGAAUACGCGUUGUUUCGAGCCACCAGUGAGGUCGUUAACGAUGGUGAGUUGGUGUAUAGUAAUCUUUUCGACGCGAGUGUGGAUGCUUUUGUGAGCGCGAUGGAGAGGGAGGGAGUUGUUGGAGUUCCCGUGGUGGUUUCGGAGACGGGGUGGCCGACCGGCGGAGGGGAGGCCGCUAGUGUGGAGAAUUCGAGGGCAUACAAUGCGGAGGUGGUGAGACGGGCGGUGGAAGGGGUUGGGACGCCGAGGAGGCCGGGGGUUGGAGUGGAGGUUUUCUUGUUUGAUUUGUUUGAUGAGAAUGAGAAGCAUGGGGAAGAGUUUGAGAGACAUUUCGGGAUUUUUGGGCCUGAUGGGCUCAAGGCUUAUGACCUUAAUUUCAACUAAAUUAUGCAAUGUAAUGCACUUACAGUACCACAAUAAAAUUACAUCGCUGUAA
Molecule: messenger RNA, 1123 nt
Organism: Malus domestica (apple)
Lineage: Eukaryota; Viridiplantae; Streptophyta; Magnoliopsida; Rosales; Rosaceae
Product: glucan endo-1,3-beta-glucosidase-like
Biological process (GO): carbohydrate metabolic process
Cellular component (GO): plasma membrane
Molecular function (GO): hydrolase activity, hydrolyzing O-glycosyl compounds
Source: RefSeq, a predicted model, not a curated record